Molecule: messenger RNA, 1160 nt
Organism: Aspergillus heteromorphus CBS 117.55
Lineage: Eukaryota; Fungi; Ascomycota; Eurotiomycetes; Eurotiales; Aspergillaceae
Exons: 3
Coding region: 23-958 (311 amino acids)
Biological process (GO): mitotic DNA replication termination; site-specific DNA replication termination at RTS1 barrier
Cellular component (GO): nucleus
Source: RefSeq, a predicted model, not a curated record
UCCAUACAUACAUCUCACCAAAAUGGGUAAUGACGGUGGAAGUAUUCCCACCCGCCGCGAACUCGUCCGCGAAGCCGCCCGCACCCCCAGCACGGCGCAAGUCAAAGAAGCCCAGCGCGAACAACAAGAACACUCCUGGACAACCUGCCCACUAUCGCACAAGCAGCUACAGCGCCCGGUAGUCUCCGACAGCGUCGGGAAUCUCUACAACAAAGACGCCGUUCUGACAUUCCUGCUCUCCGGCGACGACGCCGAAGGCAUCAGCUCCAAGGCCGACUGCGAGGAGAUCCUCUGUGGCCGGGUGAAGGGUCUUCGGGACGUCGUGGAGCUGAAAUUCGAGGUCGACUCUGAGCGCACCGAAUCGCCCCCGGUCUCCAAGCACGAGAAGCGCGAGGCCUGGAUCUGUCCCGUCACGGCUAAGCAGCUCGGCCCGAAUGUCAAGGCCGUUUACCUCGUUCCGUGCGGGCAUGUUUUCUCCGAGGAGGCCAUUCGUCAGCUCAAGGGUGAUAAGUGUUUGCAGUGUGACGACCCCUACACUCCCGAUAACGUGAUCUCCAUCCUCCCGACCAAGGAGACUGAUAAACAGCAGCUCAUCGAACGAGGACAGAAGCUGGCCGAGCAAGGUCUGACCCACUCGCUGAAGAAGGCCCCCGGCUCCAAGAAGCGCAAGAAGAACGCCAACGGCGAUGGUGCCGGAUCAAAGGAGCCCUCCGCGGCCCCGAGUCGCAGCAACACGUCCACCCCCACGCCCAGUGCAUCGAACGGAAUCAAGAAUGCGGCCACGGCCAGUCUGACGGCCCGGAUUCUGGAGGAGGAAAACGAGAAGAAAAAGCGGCGGAAGAUGAUGGGCACCAACGACAAUAUCAGCAGUCUGUUUUCGAAGGAGCCUAAAGAUGGUGCGAAGAAUGCCGAUUUCAUGACUCGGGGAUUCACACUCCCCGCUACGGCUAGGAAGUGAUUUGCUUUGAUUUUUUUGACCCCCAUUGCCUUCAUUCAUAUUUGUUAUCUCCAGAGGCGUACGGGGUUUCGGGCGCAGUCGAGCCGGCUACGGAACCGGUUGUUAUUUCUGGCACGGUGGGAAUGCGGUUUCUUGGAUUGGAUGAUAGACCAGGGCUCGUGUGACGUGCCUGCCAAUAAUGAACAAAAUGAAAGACGUCAAU